AUGCGUGCGGGCGCAGCCCCGUCACCGCCCGAGCCCAGCCGGGCCCAGGGCCUGGGGACGCGGCGGCGGCUGCUCCCGGGUCCUGGCCGCGCGGUGCGCAGGACAGCCUGCCCGUGCUGGCUCUCCGAGCGCAGCGUGCCUGGGGCCGCAACGCGCCCCGCCGAAGAGCUGCCGGCCGCGGCCGACCUGUGCACACCCCAGUCCUUGCACGUCCCCCCCGCCGCCGCUGGGCCCCGCGCCCCGGUGCCCCCGCAUUCGUUGGAGCCGAAGUUCGGCCAGCCCAGCCAAGAGGGGUCCCAACCCUCCAGAAAGACCCAGGACGCAGCGCCAAAGCCCGAACGCUGCAGGGACAAGAGCGCUCGCUCGGUGGGCAGAGCUGGGGCUGAAGCACCAGGCUCGGCCCCAGCGGAUCCCGGCGUGUCUCGGCUCCGCCUCCGGCCCUGGCCCCUGUCCCUGGCCCCGGGUCGGGUCUUCCAUUCCACUGUUUGGCUCGAAGAGGUCGGAGACGUGCUCGGUGCACAGGGGGCCGGAUGCGGCCAUAAAUCUCCAUGCGGGACCUCCUUCCCGCUGCUCACACGCCGGUGCUCCUGGCCGCUGGGGCUCUCGGCCGGCCUCGCGACCGGGACUUCACCGAGUGCCCUGCUCUCCCAGUCACAGCCUGGGGUCCCUGAGACUGCACAGGGAGUCAAGCCAGGAGCUUCCCUGUUCACCAAAGAGAGGAACGGACUCUCCCAUUCAGUGCCAUCACCUUCCAUCCCCGCGGUCGCCCGGACCCCAGGCGGCCUGGGCCUCACCGGAUCCCCGCCUGGGGUAGGGCCACCCGGCCGGGCACUUACUCCUCGGAAGGCUCCGGGAGGCUGGAAUGGGCGCACGGCCACCUGCUUGAGCCCAGUUCCGCGCCAUUAUGGGAUGAUACCAGGGUUAGGGGACUUCGGGGGGGACAGCCACGGAAGGGGGAGGCAUUCACCCCCUCCGAGGAGCCUCCCCCUCGCUGUGCCAGUGACACAGUGGCAACGGGCUGGUGGCAGAGGCCGGAGGCGGAAGGUUUGGUAAACCUCGCUGGAGACGGUCUUACU
Messenger RNA from Callorhinus ursinus (northern fur seal), 1076 nucleotides. The record is from RefSeq and is a predicted model, not a curated record. NCBI's taxonomy places the organism in Eukaryota, Metazoa, Chordata, Mammalia, Carnivora, Otariidae.